Scleropages formosus (Asian bonytongue) is the source of this 2445-nucleotide messenger RNA. Its product is annotated as lymphoid enhancer-binding factor 1-like. Bases 824 to 2038 code for a protein of 404 amino acids. Gene Ontology annotation, cellular component: beta-catenin-TCF complex; chromatin. The transcript has 11 exons. Lineage: Eukaryota; Metazoa; Chordata; Actinopteri; Osteoglossiformes; Osteoglossidae. Gene Ontology annotation, biological process: regulation of transcription by RNA polymerase II; canonical Wnt signaling pathway. Gene Ontology annotation, molecular function: RNA polymerase II cis-regulatory region sequence-specific DNA binding; DNA-binding transcription factor activity, RNA polymerase II-specific. The record is from RefSeq and is a predicted model, not a curated record.
UUGUGUUCUCUCGCUUUCUGCAGCAGGACCGACGCGUCCCUCUUCGGUGCGCGUCUCUGCGUGCGCUGUCAAUCAAACCCGUGUCCGGGCUUUCAUCUGCACCCCCCCAGUCAGAGGAAGACGAGCGGAAGAGAGGAGAGGAGGGGUGGAGAGUUACUUUUUACCGGCCCUCACACACACGCGCGCCACACUAUUCAGCAAGUCGCGCUCGGCUCCGGCACUCCACGGGCGCGCGGCGGUCGCGAGCGUUCCGCUUCCCGCACCUCGUUCUCGGCAGGUUCCCGUCGGUCGCUUUCCGCCAGAGGAAACGCCGGCGCGCGCUCGCCGGGGAGCGGAAGCAAAGAGACUUGUUAGAGACUAUAGUUACUAUGUGUGCGAAGCAGUCGGUGUCUGAGUCUUGAGGUGAGCACACGCUGCUGCUGCGCCUUCGCAGACGAGACACGGAGGAGGGACUUAGGAAAAGAUUAUCAUUUUUUUUUAACGCUUAAUUUCUUUUAAACGCGCCGCGGCGUGAAUAAUUUGUUGUGAAAUUUUUAUUUCUCUGAAGUUUGCAAGUCGGUGUUGGAAAAGAAGACGCGAACCCUGUGCUGCUGCUGUGUGUGUGUGUGUGUGUGUGUGUGUGUGCAGCUGUGAGAGAGACAGACACCCUCACUACUAACGCACCAACGGGGGGCACUUACCCGCUUUUGAAAUAAGUACAACUGCGGCAAUUCGGAAAAAGAAAAAGAAGUAAAUCCGAGUAGUCUCAUUUUAAAGUGAGCGUCAGCACGCGCCCCUGCGUUCGCGCGCAGCUGGAGCGCACUGCCGCGAGGGGAACAUCACCAUGCCGCAGCUGGCGGGCGGAGGCGGCGGAGCCGGAGGCGCCGGAGACCCCGAGCUCUGCGCCCCCGACGAGAUGAUCCCCUUCAAGGACGAAGGAGACCCCCAGAAGGAGCAGAUCUUCGCGGAGAUCAACAGCCCCGAGGAGGAAGGAGACCUGGCCGACAUCAAGUCCUCUCUGGUCAACGAGUCGGAGAUCAACCCGAACAACCACGGCAACCACGAAGCAGCUCGGCCCCAGGACUCGUACCAUGAUAAACACAGGGACCUUUCUGAGGAUGGAAAGCAUCAUGACCUGUACAAAGGGCACUCGUAUCCAAGCUACCCGGGCUAUGUCAUGAUGACCAACGUGAACAGCGACACAUAUAUGAACAACGGCUCACUGUCUCCACCCAUGCACAGACCUUCAAACAAGGUUCCAGUGGUUCAGCCGUCACACGCAGUCCACCCCCUCACCCCUCUGAUCACAUACAGCGACGAGCAUUUUGCGCCUGGACCCCACUCUGGACACCAUCCCCAGGAUGUCAGCUCCAAACCAGGCAUGCCGAGGCAUCACCCUGGACCUGACAUUCCUAAUUUCUACCCCCUUUCUCCUGGAGGAGUGGGUCAGAUGACACCGCCAAUGGGAUGGCAGGUCUCAGGUGGAUUUAGGGACCCCUACUCCACUUCCCUUCCAGGCGACAGCCCCAUUCCCAGGUUCUCUCCUCACAUGGUGCCGGGACCCCCAGGGCCGCACGCUACGGGAAUCCCCCAUCCUGCUAUUGUCAACCCACAGAUUAAGCAUGAGCCCCAGCAUGACAGUGACCUGAUGCACAUGAAGACCCAUCAAGAGCAGAGGAAGGAGCAAGAGCCCAAGAGACCUCACAUCAAGAAGCCCCUGAAUGCCUUCAUGCUCUACAUGAAGGAGAUGCGGGCCAAUGUAGUAGCUGAGUGCACGUUGAAGGAGAGCGCCGCCAUCAACCAAAUCCUGGGCAGGAGGUGGCAUGCUUUAUCUCGGGAAGAGCAGGCUAAGUAUUACGAAUUAGCCCGCAAGGAGCGACAGCUACACAUGCAGCUUUACCCAGGAUGGUCUGCCAGAGACAAUUAUGGAAAGAGGAAGAAACGGAAGCGGGAGAAGCUCCAGGAAUCUGCAUCAGGAGACAAACGAGGAACCACUCUGUCUGCAUACAAGGCAAAGGCAUCAGCUACAGGGCCUCUUUUGAAGGUAGAAGCCUGUUAGACCCCAGAGCCCCCACCCAGCACGUGGUCCGCAGAGACGUCCAGCGCUUGACAACAUCCUUCGCCUUGCAGUCACCGCUUCGGAGGCAGCCGAGCCACAGAGACAGUUAGAGCUGCAGCACUCGUCACCAGUGCGUUUCACACAUCAACAGGAACACAGGAUCGCAAAAUCGAGCCAUCGCAGUCGCCGUUUGCUGUAGCAGCGUUCCGUCGGUCUUGUCCAACUUGCUGUUUCACCCUGAUCUCUUCUCUUGUCGAACCCACGGAUCUCCACAGCCACACGCCACAUCCAGGAAGAAGUCCAACGCUCGUUUUACCUCUCUUGGACCGCAGAACACUGAGGAAGUUGGGUGUCACAGAAGAAAGAUCCUCACACAAAACUGCUAUACAGGGACAAGAAGGUGCAAC